UUCCCACAAUCCUUAGCUUCUGUCUCUCUCAGCUCCAGCCUGUUCUUCCGGUGGAGAUGGCUGCGGCCCUGGCUGGGACGUUACGAAGGGGUCUCCUGCCCCAGGCGGGCCGGCUGCCCACCUGCCAGACUGUCCGCUAUGGCUCCAAGGCUGUUACCCGCCAUCGUCGCGUGAUGCACUUUGAGCGGCAGAAGCUGAUGGCUCUGACUGAGUACAUCCCCCCCAAGCCCGCUGUCAACCCACGAUGCCUACCGUGUCCUCCCAGGCCCCCACAGGAGGAGACAGGCCUCAUCCGGCUCCUCCGUCGGGAGAUAGAUGCGGUUUUCCGAGACAACCGAAUGAUAGCUGUCUGUCAGAACGUGGCUCUGAGUGCAGAGGACAAGCUUUUCAUGCGACACCAGCUGCGGAAACACAAGAUCUUGAUGAAGAUCUUCCCUAACCAGGUUCUGAAGCCCUUCCUAGAGGAUUCCAAGUACCAAAACCUGCUGCCCCUCUUCGUGGGGCACAACUUGCUGCUGGUCAGUGAGGAGCCCAAAGUCAAGGAGAUGGUGCGCAUCUUGAAGGGGAUGCCCUUCCUGCCCCUGCUAGGUGGCUGCAUUGAUGACACCAUCCUCAGCAGGCAGGGUUUCCUCAACUACGCCAAGCUUCCCAGCCUGGCCCUGGUGCAGGGGGAGCUGGUAGGAGGGCUCACCUUCCUCACAGCCCAGACCCACUUCCUGCUCCAGCACCAGCCCCUCCAGCUGACGGCCCUGUUGGAGCAGUACCUCAGACAGCGACGCGGAGGGGACGCCACUGUGCCCGCCGGAGGCCAGCCUGGCUCCGCUGACCCCGCUCCAGACGCCUAGCCAGCCUGUUGUACCCAGCCUGCCCACAGACACACUGUGCCCCUGCUGGCCGUGCCAUCCUCAUCCGAGAUGUGGAAGAACUUGGGGUGGGGAGUGGCAUGUGUUACCCGACUUCCUUGGCCACAACCUCCUUGGAAACAGGGCCACUCAGAGAUGGGGAGGCACUCCGUUACCCCAUUUCCCAGUGGAGGCUCUUAAUCACUGUCUUUGUCCCUAGUUUUUCCCAAACUGGGGCCUAGUAGAAGCAGUCUUUCCGCUCUCCACGUCCAAGGCAGAGAAGCUGAACAGAUGAGGAUGUUCUCUCUGCCUCCGUGUCCACUGUCCCUUGCUGCACGUGUCUCCCAGCCUGUCCCCUCGUGGGUCCCAACGUGCUGUACUAGCUCACCUGGGUAAUGGCAUCUCUGGAGAGCCUGUUUUGCCGGGCUCCGUGUCCACCACUCUACGUGCUGUUCCCGUUUCACAGAGAAGAAAUCUACAGGGCGGAGGAGUUCAAUAGCCAGCCCAAGGUCAUGCAGCUAAUAGGAGGCAGAACAGGGACUUGAAUCAGGCUCUCUCCACUCUGAAGACGGGGUCCUGGAUUUCUGCUCUAAGUUUCCUCAUUAGGGUCCCAGGCAGGCCCGAAUGUCAGUUCUCUGCCCUCAGGUGUGCCAUGUUAUGGGAGCACUGCUUUGUGAUAAAAUGAAAUGCAUUUUACUUACUCUG
This is a messenger RNA of Suricata suricatta (meerkat), 1547 nucleotides long. It is a transcript of the gene MRPL10, whose product is annotated as mitochondrial ribosomal protein L10. Gene Ontology annotation, molecular function: structural constituent of ribosome. Gene Ontology annotation, cellular component: mitochondrial large ribosomal subunit. Gene Ontology annotation, biological process: translation. NCBI's taxonomy places the organism in Eukaryota, Metazoa, Chordata, Mammalia, Carnivora, Herpestidae. The transcript is spliced from 5 exons. The record is from RefSeq and is a predicted model, not a curated record. The coding region runs from base 57 to 845 and encodes 262 amino acids.